UGCUACUUGUGUAUUUCUGUUAUUGCCCUUUUAACAGUAUGCAGAUCCUGAACACGACUCAGUUAACUUUCUUUUAUGAUUUUUUUAGUCAGGCGGAUAGCUAGCUUAGCACUCAAUUACAGUAUCAGAAAAAGGGGUUUGCUGGACGCAACGCAAGGACGCUUGCGUCUCAGCUACGGUGGCCGGGAGGUUCAAGUGUGGAGGUUAAUGGCAUUCAUAUAAUUUCAAAAAGCUGUUUUAAUGUAGUAAUAUAAAAGGCAAGACAAUACUACGUAUGCUGCGUCAAUUUCUUCCCUACAGCGCAGCUUUAUACGGUCGGUGGUCUCAGAAACUGUUUUGACCAAACGUGAAAUGGCGGAUGCGCACAUCUCUGGGAGGUGCGCCUGUCUAAGGACAGGAAGGCGGAGCUUUACUCGGAGAAUCAGACGUCGAGUGCGGGCCAAGCGGGUUUUCCUUUCUGCAUUUGAAACGCCAGAAAAUAAAUUGUACCAGUUUAUCAACGUCAUACUGCAACAGUCACCCAGAACAUAGCUUAGAAGAGCCGAAAUUAUUUUGAGAUCCACGACAGAGAGGCCGGCUCGCCCAGGCAGGGGACAGCGGCCAUGAAGCUUACGGACAAUGUGCUGCGGAGUUUUAGGGUUGCGAAGGUUUUCCGGGAGAAUUCGGACAAAAUCAACUGCUUUGAUUUCAGCUCGAACGGCGAGACAGUAAUUUCCAGCAGCGACGACGACUCCAUCGUGUUGUACGACUGCCAGGAGGGAAAACCCAAGCGAACACUGUACAGUAAGAAGUAUGGAGUGGAUCUUAUACGCUACACACACGCGGCCAACACAGUGGUCUACAGUUCUAAUAAAAUAGAUGACACGAUCCGAUACCUGUCUCUUCACGACAACAAGUACAUCCGGUACUUUCCUGGGCACAACAAGAGGGUUGUGGCUCUCUCCAUGUCCCCUGUAGAUGACACCUUCAUCUCUGGGUCCUUGGACAAAACCAUCAGGCUCUGGGACCUGCGCUCCCCAAACUGUCAGGGACUGAUGCACCUGCAGGGUAAGCCGGUGUGCUCCUUUGACCCAGAGGGCCUGAUCUUUGCCGCAGGAGUGAACUCUGAGAUGGUCAAGCUGUAUGAUUUGCGGUCCUUCGACAAGGGUCCCUUCGCCACCUUCAAGCUGCAGUACGACCGCACCUGCGAGUGGACCGGCCUGAAGUUCAGCAACGAUGGGAAGCUGAUCCUCGUCUCCACCAACGGGGGCGCUCUCCGUCUGCUCGAUGCCUUCAAGGGAGCCAUGCUGCACUCGUUUGGGGGCUACAACAACAGUAAAGGAGUGACUCUGGAGGCGUCAUUCACCCCAGACUCGCAGUUCAUCAUGAUCGGCUCGGAGGACGGGAAGAUCCACGUGUGGAACGCAGAGAGCGGGAUGAAGGUGGCGGUUCUGGACGGGAAGCACACGGGUCCGGUCACCUGCCUGCAGUUCAACCCGAAAUUCAUGACCUUUGCUAGCGCCUGCUCCAACAUGGCAUUCUGGUUACCCACGAUCGAUGACUGAUGAAGGGUUGGAAGGUGCACAGCCUUUCUGAGGACGAGGAGCAUCUCCACGGUGAGCCAUGGCGAACGUGGCGACACCCCCCAGCUCCAGCCCGGAAGGGGGCAGUGUGACCUGUCGCACGCUGGGGGCGGGGGGGUUGAAGAUCAAAGGGUGCAGCAGCUACUAGGGGUUACGGUCUGUAAAUAAGGGGGCUACCUGGGCAGGUUUUUUAACAGUGUCAGUUAAAUUGUUUUUGUUUUUUUUGUAAUUAAUAUUACUGUUAUUAUUUUUGUACUGAAGUGUCUGCAUACCAUGUGUGGCUUGAAUAGGGAGCAUGGCUCUGAUUGCGGUUGUGGUCCCGAAUGCUUCAGGUUAUCCACUGAUCCCAUGUAUUAUUCCAGCAUCAACUUGGCCUUUCCUGAAGCUGAUCAGCUCUUUGAAAUGCACCCCACUGUCUUCAGCAUUGUUGCACUUCUGGGCUAAUGACAAAAAACAGUCCUCCUUCAGCGAUAACAAGAAGUAAUUCUGUUUUCUUCUGAGUCACAAGAUGUAGUUGCUGUUCUGCAUUUUCCAUUACUAGAUACAGUCAUAGUGCAUGAUCGAGGGUCCCAAGUGCCAUUGUUCUAUAAUUCAGACUACUGUAGCAGUUGAACAGUGAAUUGUGGGAUAACAUUGGGUCCUUUUUCUAAGAUAAAAAUGAAAGGGAUGAAUAUUACCAUCGUGGCUUUGUCAUCCUUGCUUCUGACCACAUACUCAGCAUACUGUCCCCAGCAUUUCAAAUAUGUGGGAUUUCAGUGUUGGUUUUCCCCACUCAUUGGUGAACGCAGGCAUCAGUAACCCUGACUACAGUGUACCCGAAAUGCUCAUAAUACACCGUAGUGCAACACUAUCCUAAAGGUAUAAAGACACACCAGAAGUUCUGAUUUUUCCAGGGUCAUCAGCAGUCAUUCAUUUUAUUUUGUUAUUUUGAUAAUUUUGUAUCAAAAAACAUGAAUAUGUGAAUCUUUUUU
This is a messenger RNA of Megalops cyprinoides (Indo-Pacific tarpon), 2533 nucleotides long. RefSeq names its product WD repeat domain 82 (gene wdr82). NCBI's taxonomy places the organism in Eukaryota, Metazoa, Chordata, Actinopteri, Elopiformes, Megalopidae. The transcript is spliced from 9 exons. Gene Ontology annotation, molecular function: protein binding; chromatin binding. Gene Ontology annotation, cellular component: Set1C/COMPASS complex. The record is from RefSeq and is a predicted model, not a curated record. Bases 603 to 1544 code for a protein of 313 amino acids.